CCCUUUCUCUCUCUCUCUCUGACUCUGAGCUCCAGGAAGCACCACCUGUCAUCGCCUGAGAAGCUCGAUCGCGUUGGUCGAUCCUCUGCUCGCCACGCCAUACGGCCACGCCACGCGGCGCAAGCUCCUCAUCUAACCUCCGCUCUCCGAAGAUUCGAAAAUUCGAACCUUUUCUCGUCUUUGCUCCGGGGGUUUCUCCAAUCAAAUCGUCUUUCCGAGAUCUUCGAUCCGCCUUCUCGAUCUGGGUGUGUUCGUAUUCGCUCCAGAUUAUCGGAAUCGUCGGUUUCCAAUUUUAAUACGAAGGAUUUGGCGGCAAGAAGUGAAGCCCGUGAGUUUUUGGGAGUGAUUCGCGGCGUCGAUUUUGUUUAACUUUAAUUAGAUGCGACUGCUUUGGUAUUUCUGUGGUUGUUUGGAGUGAAAGCAAGAUGGGUGUUAUCGCUUCGUGAAGAAGAAUAGUAUAUCCAGACAUGUACAAGACAUAUACUUGCCUAGGGGCAUAUUGAUCGAGUUUGUGGUGUUCUUAAGUUGCGAUCGAUUUCUUUGAUCAUACCCGUAUAGAGGCUAGAAUCACUCGACAUGGUCAGCGGAAAUCUGUUUCACUGUAGAAAGCAUUCAUGGCCUCCCGAGGAGUACAUCAGCAGGAAUACUUUGCAGCUGCUCGAUUUUGAUAGUGCUGCUCCCCCGGCCCACGCAUGGAGGAGGAGAUUGAACAGCCAUGCCAAUAUCCUGAAAGAAUUCAGUAUUACGUUUAGAGAAGCCAUUAAGAUGGUGCGCUUGGGGAUACGCUUGUGGUCUUAUGUUAGAGAAGAGGCCUCUCAUGGAAGGAAAGCACCAAUUGAUCCUUUCACUAAAGAGAGCUGCAAACCGUCAGCAUCUCAGGGUGUUCCGCUUGGUGGGAUGGGAAGUGGAAGCAUAUCUAGAGGCUUCAGAGGUGAAUUUAAGCAGUGGCAAAUUGUUCCUGGAACUUGCGAUCCUUCACCAAUAAUGGCUAAUCAGUUCUCUAUUUUUAUAUCACGAGAUGGUGGGCACAAAAAGUAUGCAUCAGUUUUGGCUCCAGGACAGCAUGAAGGUCUAGGAAAAUCUUGUGAUAAGGGUAUUUCAUCUUGGGGAUGGAAUUUGCGUGGUCAGCAUUCAACCUAUCACGCUCUAUUUCCACGGGCCUGGACUAUAUAUGAUGGUGAGCCUGACCCAGAAUUAAAGGUGUCAUGCCGGCAAAUAUCACCCUUUAUACCAAACAAUUACAGGGAUAGCAGUCUUCCUGCAGCUGUGUUUGUAUAUACACUGGUGAAUACUGGCAAGGAAAGGGCAAAAGUCAGCCUUCUUUUUACAUGGGCGAAUUCAAUUGGUGGGAAUUCACAUUUGUCAGGGGAUCAUGUGAAUGAACCAUUCAUAGGCGAAGAUGGGGUCUCCGGUGUUCUCUUACAUCACAAGACCGCCAAGGGAAACCCUCCUGUUACUUUUGCAAUUGCUGCUUGUGAAACUCAGAAUGUCAAUGUAACUGUCCUUCCAUGCUUUGGGUUGUCAGAGGAUAGUUCUUUUACAGCAAAAGAUAUGUGGGAUACAAUGGCAAAGGAUGGGCAAUUUGAUCAAGAGAACUUCAAUCGCGGGCCAAGCAUGCCUUCUGUAGCUGGAGAUACAAUUUGUGCAGCUGUCUCAGCUUCAGCAUGGGUAGAGGCUCAUGGCAGGUGUACUGUUACUUUCGCUCUUUCAUGGUCAUCACCCAAAGUGAAAUUUUCAAAGGGAAGCUCAUACCACAGGAGAUACACCAAGUUCUAUGGGACUUCUCCGAGAGCAGCUCAGGACCUGGUUCAUGAUGCACUGACACACUACAAGAGGUGGGAGGAAGAUAUUGAGGCAUGGCAAAAUCCUAUUCUCAGAGAUGGAAGGCUCCCGGAAUGGUAUAAGUUUACCCUUUUCAACGAGCUUUACUUCUUAGCAGCCGGUGGAACAGUUUGGAUAGAUUCUUCUUCACUCUCUACCGACGGGAAUGGUCAGCUACAACAAUCAACUUUAGGAAAUGCAGAUCCUGGACAUGACAUGAAAGACGAGCAGACUUGUAAUCUUGAUAAUGGCAACAGAAAUGGAUUGAAAAACAACGAUGAUAUUCACAAAAGGCAUGAUUUAUUUGUUGACAUAUGGCGUGAAGAUGAUGAUGAAGAAGAUGUUGGUCGGUUUCUAUACUUGGAAGGUGUGGAAUAUGUGAUGUGGUGCACUUAUGAUGUGCAUUUCUAUGCAUCGUAUGCGCUCCUUAUGCUAUUCCCGAAGAUUGAACUGAACAUCCAACGAGAUUUCGCUAAAGCUGUAUUGUCUGAGGAUGGAAGGAAAGUGAAGUUCUUGGCAGAGGGAAACUGGGGGAUCCGCAAGGUCAGAGGGGCCGUUCCUCAUGAUCUUGGGAUGCACGACCCGUGGAACGAAAUGAAUGCUUAUAACAUACACGACACGAGCAAGUGGAAAGAUCUCAACCCGAAAUUCGUGCUUCAAGUUUAUAGAGAUUUUGCAGCAACAGGGGAUUACCAAUUCGGGAUAGAAGUUUGGCCCGCUGUCCGUGCUGCUAUGGAGUAUAUGGAACAGUUUGACAGAGACAACGACGAUCUCAUCGAGAACGACGGUUUCCCGGAUCAAACAUACGAUACCUGGACUGUUCAUGGAGUGAGUGCUUACUGUGGUUGCCUAUGGCUUGCUGCUCUUCAAGCUGCAGCAGCAAUGGCUCUUCAACUCGGUGACAAAUUCUUUGCGGAGUUGUGUAAGAACAAGUUCUUGAACGCAAGGGCGGCGUUGGAAGCUAAACUGUGGAAUGGAUCGUACUUCAAUUACGACAGCGGGUCAAGUAGCAACAGCAAAUCAAUACAAACAGAUCAGAUGGCUGGCCAAUGGUACACUGCUUCUUCAGGAUUGCCUCCACUCUUUGAGGAUUUCAAGAUCAAAAGCGCAUUGCAGAAGAUCUUCGAUUUUAACGUGAUGAAGAUAAAAGGAGGCAGGAUGGGGGCGGUGAACGGGAUGCAUCCCGACGGGAAAGUGGACGAGACAUGCAUGCAGUCGCGUGAGAUAUGGACUGGUGUCACUUAUGCAGCCGCUGCAACAAUGAUCCUCUCGGGAAUGGAGGAACAGGGUUUCACCACCGCCGAGGGGAUCUUCACUGCCGGCUGGUCAGAAGAAGGUUUCGGGUACUGGUUUCAGUCACCGGAGGCGUGGACGAUAGACGGGCAUUACAGGUCGUUGAUAUACAUGAGGCCAUUGUCGAUAUGGGGAAUGCAGUGGGCGUUGUCGUUGCCGAAGGCCAUCCUCGAGGCGCCUAAGAUCAACAUGAUGGAUCGAGUUCACUUAUCUCCGAGAAGCCGUCAAUUCUCUCACAACGUCAAAGUCAUCACUAACAAGGCCAAGUGUUUCAGCAACUCUGCCUUACGCUGCACCUGCUGAUGAGUACGAGUUAUUUUUCUUUAUUGUUAUUCAUCUCGUUGAUGAGUCGGAAUUUGAGGAAACUGGAAAAGGGAUGGUAGAAAUGAUGAUGGUUACAUAUCAAGCUAUAUAUAUAUACACAGAGGUGGGGGAAGAUCUGUGUGGAUUAAAGAGUAGUGCUCCAAGAAUGGUGGAGUACUUCGGGUGUUGUCAGAGUUUCAGUUUCAUUUUCCGGGAAGAUCUUAAUUUGUAAUCUAAAGAAGUUCCCGUUUUCAGUUUCAAUUUACAAACUCUCGUUUUCUUUUUAUUAAUUGUAAUGUGACUUUGAUUAAGAUUCCAUGAACCAAGUGGAAGCUUUGAAGUCUUCUAUGUUUAUCCGUACGAUCA
Tarenaya hassleriana is the source of this 3783-nucleotide messenger RNA. RefSeq names its product non-lysosomal glucosylceramidase. The record is from RefSeq and is a predicted model, not a curated record. Bases 577 to 3417 code for a protein of 946 amino acids. The transcript is spliced from 19 exons. Lineage: Eukaryota; Viridiplantae; Streptophyta; Magnoliopsida; Brassicales; Cleomaceae. Gene Ontology annotation, molecular function: beta-glucosidase activity; glucosylceramidase activity. Gene Ontology annotation, biological process: carbohydrate metabolic process; glucosylceramide catabolic process. Gene Ontology annotation, cellular component: membrane.